AUGCUCCUCUCUUCCUCACAUUUGAAAUACCCAUUACCCACUCCUUCAAGAAGAACGGCUGAACCUGUUGCUGCUCCCGCUCGCUUGAGCCUCCGUCCCUGUUCGACAAUUCUUGAAGAGCUUCAGCUAGGCAGGCAGCAGCUCUUGACUUCCCACUACAAGGAUUAUACUAAACGAGUAGUCGGCAUGAAGCUGAAGGUAGCAUGCAGGAAAAUUUACGACUAUGUCCGCCAUGAUCUCAAAGAAAUAGCAUUUCCUUCGUCUUUGCCGGAUCCCCCUCACAUCAAAAAACGUCACAAACUUACUUGGAAAGAGCGUUUCCUUGUAUUGAAGGAAGCGUCUAGACUUUAUGCAGCUAGCUGGGUAAGGGAUAUCGGUCCAGACCUCAGGCCGAAUGACUACAAAAAGGAAGAGAGGAAAGAUGAAUCCAACGGGGAGAAAGGCACAACAAAGGAUAGGGAACCGUCGACCCUAGAGGAUCUUGCUGUUGCUGCAAGGGGGGGAAUGGAGACAUUAAGGCCUGCAUUGCAACGGGUAUACAAGAAGUCAUGGAGAAGAAGGAAGAUUCUAAAUCUCAACCUGGAGAGGACACUCCAAAAGGACCUAUAUGACCUCUCUGGAACUUGCCAAAAGCAGCUUUUUGUAAUGUUGGGUUCAACUAAGGAGAUCUAA
Fraxinus pennsylvanica is the source of this 672-nucleotide messenger RNA. The record is from the annotation of a GenBank genome assembly. NCBI's taxonomy places the organism in Eukaryota, Viridiplantae, Streptophyta, Magnoliopsida, Lamiales, Oleaceae.